Dioscorea cayenensis subsp. rotundata (Guinea yam) is the source of this 1306-nucleotide messenger RNA. RefSeq names its product exosome complex component RRP4 homolog. Bases 104 to 1093 code for a protein of 329 amino acids. The record is from RefSeq and is a predicted model, not a curated record. Gene Ontology annotation, cellular component: nuclear exosome (RNase complex); cytoplasmic exosome (RNase complex). Gene Ontology annotation, biological process: TRAMP-dependent tRNA surveillance pathway; CUT catabolic process; nuclear polyadenylation-dependent rRNA catabolic process. Lineage: Eukaryota; Viridiplantae; Streptophyta; Magnoliopsida; Dioscoreales; Dioscoreaceae. The transcript is spliced from 7 exons. Gene Ontology annotation, molecular function: RNA binding.
AUAAAAAUCUAUUGUUAAAACCCUAGCACUGCGCGCGCUGACGCACAUCUCCGACUCCGGCUGGGCUUGCGUCGUCGAGCGCGAGAUCGAGGAAGGAGAGGCCAUGAGAGAUCUCCAGGUCUCGUUCAGCCAAACCCAGCGUGUGCGCUUCCAAUCGGCUCUCCAGCAGCUCAAGGACCUCUCUCCUGGCUCCGGCCCCGCCGCCACCGUCGUCGUCGCUGACUCCAUACCUGUCAACCUCGAGGACAGCGUUCUCAAGGGUCAUGGAACGGCGGAGUCUGACGGGCAGCUUGUGGCUACUGUCUGCGGUGUUGUUGAGCGAGUGAACAAACUUGUCUAUGUCCGUCCUUUCAGAGCCAGGUACAAGCCGGAAAUUGGAGAUAUUAUCGUUGGGCGCGUUAUUGAGGUUGCUCCAAAGCGUUGGAGAUUGGAGAUAAAUUUCAGUCAGGAUGCAGUAUUGAUGCUUUCAUCUAUGAACUUACCUGAUGGUAUUCAGAGACGGAGAACUGCAGUUGAUGAACUGAAUAUGCGAAGCAUCUUUGAAGAAGAUGAUGUUAUUUGUGCUGAAGUUCGUGGAUUUCAACAUGAUGGAAGUUUACAACUUCAAGCAAGAAGCCAGAAAUAUGGAAAGCUCGAGAGAGGUCAGUUGCUUACAGUGCCUCCAUAUCUGGUUAAACGGCGCAAACAACAUUUCCACCAUCUCGAAGAUGACGGGGUUGACUUGAUUGUUGGAUGUAAUGGAUAUAUCUGGGUGGGUGAACACCUCGAGACUGGGGAAAAUGUCAUGCUAGAAGACCAAGAUAACCAUAUGGAGAAAGAUGGCAAGUCGAAUCUAAAACUAAAGGGUGAUCAAGAUGAAGAGGGAACAUUCACCUCAGUGGAAACAAGACGCAGUAUAUGCCGUAUCGCAAAUGCAAUUCGGUUAUUGUCGGCUUUGGGUUUCACACUCUCCCUUGAAGCAAUCAUUGACACUGUUGAAUUGAGUUUUGCAUCAAAUAUCAGUGUAAAAGACAUGCUUGCGGCCGAGUUCUAUGUUCAGACAGCAGAGAGGGAGGUCGAACGUCGAGUUUCUAAGUUAAGAAAGAAGGCUUAGUCAAAAUGGGGAUCGAAAUCAUCGCUAUUUUUCUUUUUUGAUGUCAGUUUAUUUUUUAUUUUUACUGUCUGUUUGUGUUCUAGCUCAUCAAAUAUGAAGGAUCUGGAUUAUAGAAAGUUGUUGAGUUAUGCAAUCAAUUUUGAGAAAUAUUACCCUGUUUGUACCAUUUGUAUGAUUGCUAAGUGCAUUUGAAGGCAGAUGAAGUUCUACUUA